UUAAUAUCUAUGUAGGGCAGAACUGCUGAAGGGGAAAUAAUAAUAUCACUGGUUCUAAUCCCAAAAUAGGUGCUAACAAGAAAAGCUUUGUGAUCAACCUUAAAAAUAUGCACCAGUUCUUAGAAAAAGGUUAGGAUGGGGUUAGGAAAAGGUUCAGGUUAAGGUUAGACAACCUUCCUCAUCUUGGUUCAUUUAGGGAACAAUCGUGGUCACGACUAAACACCGUUCAGGGGACCGAAAAGUGACCUUCUGUGUCAAAGUCUUGUCCCCUUGUUGACCCCUGCACCCACCCAAACCUCCUCACUGCAAAGUUUUGAGGCUCUGAAACAAUGCCACGCCACUUCCCCCUUUGCUCCGCUCGUAACUCACACAGCUGCUAGAGGUCUCUGUCAGCUGAGCGUGAACAAGUCGUUACAGGCAUUUGCAGACAUGACUGGUGGUGUCGUUGUUCUUGGCAAGAAUUUGCACCACAAUUUAUUCCAACUUGGUGCAGAUUUAGUGUCUCGCUCAAGGACACGUAGACAGACCACAGUACUACAGGUUGUUGGGGGGACUGAGUCUGUGGUCUUUGUACAUGCAAUGACCUCUGAAAGGAUUAUGUGGAUCUGAAAGUAGUCUCACGCUGUGAGUCAUUCAGCCACUUUCACUUCUGGGCUGCUGGAAAUGACAAAGAUAAAACCUUUUGUCACGGCUCCGUUUUUAUUGUCUCAAUGGACUUCCCCCCUUAGAAACUACAGGUGUGAUAGAGCUGCAGUUACACCUGUAGGCUGAUGUUUGAUAUGACUGCAACUCACCUGUCAUGUAGAUGCGAUGAGCACGCAAAGGUCAAGUUAAACUCCAAGUUAAAACUUAGAGUCGUUCAGAAACUUUGAAUAAUGUGGAAUGGGCUUCUUUCAGGAAACAAAGUGAGCAGAGUUCGGGCUGGUGGAGAUUCACUGUCCCUUGACAAAGCACAAAAGCUUAAGUUAUAUGUUUUUAAAUCUAACUAGUAUUAAAAAAAACUGUAAUUAUAGGUGAACAAACAGACAAGCCCACUGGACUUUCACACCUGCACAUAAAUGCUGCAAAGUGAACACACCUCUUCUUUUUAUACACGUUCAAAGUACAAAUCAUUUUACUGCAGCUUACUGAGCGGCAACGCGACACGCACACAACAGCUCUCCAGCAUGGUUCACAUUAAGGAUGGAUUAUCUUUUAAAUCUCUUCUCAGUGUUUUCCAACACAUUGUUGUCUUCCUUCUCCUGACACACUUUUGUGGAGGUCAGUCGCAGGAGAUUCGUCCACCUCAGCCAGUCAUGGUAAUGGUCGGUGAUGACAUUGUUCUGCCAUGUCGGCUGGAACCUGCCAGGGAUGCUGUUUCCAUGACAAUAGAGUGGGGGAGACCUGACCUGAACCCCAGAUUUGUCUACAUGUGGCAUGAUGGUCAGGAACUUCUGGUUAACAAAAACAAGGCCUACAAGGGAAGAGCAUCAUUGUCCAAGAACAAACUGAAGUUUGGAGACCUUUCACUGAAACUCUCCAAAGUGAACGUCUCUGAUAACGGGACAUACAGAUGCUACAUUCCAAAACUGAGGAAAGAAUAUUUUGUUCAACUUCUUGUUGGUGCCGUCUCCUCACCUGCUGUCAGCUUAGCGAGCAUCCAUAAGCUCAGCAGUGGGGUGAUUUUACAGUGUGAGUCUGCAGGCUGGUAUCCAGAGCCUGAGGUGUUCUGGCUGGACGGUGAGGGAAAGCUCUUCUCUGCUGGACCUACAGAGACCGUCAGAGGUCCUGAUGGCCUCUAUACUGUCAGCAGCAGAGUGACUGUGGUGAAGAGACACAGCAACAACUACACCUGUAGAGUCCAACAGCAGAACAUCAACCAGGCCAGAGAGACACGCAUCCAUGUUCCAGAUGAUUUCUUCAUGGCCCCAUCUAGUUGUACUGCUUCUACUGCCAUCAGCCUGUUGUUUGGCUUCAUGUUUAUUCUCACAGUCGUCCUUUUUGUCUGGAAACUAAGACAAAACAAAAGCGAGAGGAAGAUGCGCCACAAGAAGGAAAAUAAAGAGAGAGAGAGAGGAAGAAGCAAAGAGCAGCUCUUGACAGAAAGCAACUUGGAAAAGAUAAAGCUAAGACUUAAUGAGGAGUUACAGAGGAAAGAGGAAGAACAGAAAGACAUGAUGCAGGAUAUUGAGGCACUGAAGGGACUGACGAGGGAAAUGGAGAAGCAGAAAGAGAAACUCACCGUUCAAACAGAGGCGACAGACAGACUGGCAGAGGAGAAUACAAAGAAGCUUGAUUCAGUGGAGAAAGAAGUAACAGAGAAGGAGGGAGAUAAGACAGCUAUCAAAGCACAGGGAUACCUCAAACUCAGAGAAAUCAUCACACAGACCAGCUGGAACCUGGAGGAGAGAAAGACAGAACAUCAAAAGCUGCAGUUCAACACACAAACUAAUGAAGAAGACAUAUGAUAACAUUAACAGAAUCACAGAAAAGAAGAACAAAGUAGAGAACCACAUGGAGCAAAUAAAGAAACAAAUGGAGGAGAUAGAGAGACCGAGAGAGGUCAAAGAAAGGAGGGAAGAAAUAUGACAAAACAAAACAUGAUCAUGUUACUCACUCUUGAUGUCUACACUUUAAUUAAAGUGGCUUUAAUACAAAUAAUGUAUCGAAUGUAUGAAAACAAUGUGACAAUAUGAAAGGGGUAGUGACGAACCUACAGAGAAUCAUCAUCUGCUCCUGCAGCUCCGCUCGGCUUUACGGAGCUUUACAGUGACUUUCUGCUCAUCGUUUGUCUGUCUGGCUGCAACUUUACUGUUCUGGUUCCCUCUCAGUGCAUGGCUCAGUUUUCAACUGCAGCAGAGAAAAAGCUGCAAAAAGCUGCUGUACGCUACCUGCUCAGCAGCAAACAGACUCAGUCAGAGAGCAGCUGGUGAACAUAGCGGAGCGUCUAGCAGCUAAAGAGCCAGAUGUUUCCCUCGGGAGAAAACCACAGUCAGCAAGCUGUUAAUCUGCAGCCAUCAUCCUAAAAAAGAAUGCUCUUCUUAACAUUACACAGAGUUUUAAAUGAAAAUGUACAACUAUCUGAUAGGUUUCUACAGAGGUGGGGAGGAGCUGUGGUUUAGACUUAGCUCUCCCUUCGGUGGUGCACAGGCUGGUCCAGCCUCCACCCUUCGUGUGGAGACAGCGCCCUGGUGGAGGAAUCCUACACUUCCUCUGUUAGUGAGUUGCUAAAGUCUCUGCUUCGUUCCCCAAAACUGCUGCUUCUCCUCUCAUGGUCAUUACAACACAUACUGUCCUCAGUACAUGAUGCUCUUUCUGAUCUCCCUGUUUCUUUGUAUAAAUGGAAGCCUGUUUGCAACAGCUUACACAACAGUAACAAUUGUUACCCUGUGUGUGUGUGUGUAUGUGUGUGCAAAUGUUUCAACAUGGUAUUAAUAUAAUAGGCAAGCAACCUUCAUUUAAAUUAUUAAUUCUCACAAGACCAAACACAGAGCUGACAGAGAGAAGACCGGACUGACCUUCAUCAGGUGGAAACAAACACGACUCCACAUGAACGACCAUGUUGCUCUGUAACUGCUGGAUGUGGAAAUAAGCAACUGUUUGCUUAUUUUAAGUCCAACAUAUCAACUUAAAAGAUGAUAUGUUGUGUUCACAAGAUGUUUCAGUAUCUCCGUGUCUUUUCUUCAACAAUAUUGUUGGACAGAAUUCAGGGACAGACUGAUGUUGUGAAGGGCUGCUGCACCUGUUGCGUUAUGAUCCUUCUGCAAGAUAACAUCACUUUUUCAAUGUGAUUUUCUUGCUAAACCAAUAUAUGCAUGCAUUGUGUUUUUAAUUUAGCCAAUAAAACCACAGAAUUAAGUUCCUCUUGGAAAUGGCAUAGAUAUCAAGAUAACUACAGUGACCACACAGAGUCACGCACACAUGACAAAACCACACUUUAAGCGCUGCUGUUGGUUGCAAACUGGAUUUGAAAUGAAUUUAUAUCAUGCUGGAAAGGCUGUCAGAGUCCAAACCCUCCUGCCACAACAGAUCAGUACAGACAAAUGACUACAGGGCACUAUACGAACAUCACAGGAAACCAUCUGGACUGUUUGCGCUGUUCGCAAUAAUUAAAAUAUAGAUGUUGUAGUCGACAGGCACCAGGAGAGGAGCAUCCAAUAAGCCUUCUAAACACACACAAGUUUGCUUUCUUCCCAUUUGGGGGAAGUGCUUCAUCGACCUUGACGAUGGGACUUAGGCCGUUAUAAAAUCGCAGCUAUACAUGCAAACAGGAGAAACAUUGGCAGUUAAUGUUUUGUGGUUGUACUGCAGCUGUUAGUUCAGUGACAUUUACUGACAUUAGUUUGUAUCUUUGGAUGUUUCCUGUUUGUUUUUUGUGCUUUUCAACAUAGAUAUUUUAUUUUGUUUCAUUUUAAAUAACUAAAUGUUGUUUCUGUUUUAAUACAGACACACUUGCCUGCUUUUUAUCGCAUGUUUUCAGUGUGACAUUGGUUAAUUACGCACUCAUUGUGUGUGUGCAUUUGAACAGUUAAAGCCAAUAGUUUGCUGUAGUGUAAAUACAACAAAUGUACUGUAUGACUGAACAGAUAAGCUUUGCUGUUUCAUAUUGUCUGUUCGAAAUCAUGUCCCAGUUUCACCCUGAGAAAUAUACUCAAAUAAUAAAUGGACCAAAAUAUUUUGGGAAACAGAACAGCAGCACUAAGUCAAGUUUAGUUAAGUUUUUUCUGACUGUCAAAUAACCAGACAUCGUCAUUAGAUAGUGAGUGAAACAAGAGUAAUUUGGUAGAGACACAAGUAAGAAAAAGAACAAUGUUUCAUUUUUAAAAUAUAUAUUUCUCUCAGAUAAGCAGAAUCAUCCUGUGCAGGUUUUCCCAUAAAAAAGAUGAACACAUCCAAAUGAGACCAACGUGAAGUCUCUGUUCUAUAAGUGUAAAGUUAAAAAACAGGACAAUAGAAAAAUGCUGAUGUAUGUAAUGUUUUUUUCCAACAUUCACAUUGUACUUUACGAUACUCAAAUAAAAAUACUUAUUUGUAAA
Molecule: messenger RNA, 5015 nt
Organism: Siniperca chuatsi (mandarin fish)
Lineage: Eukaryota; Metazoa; Chordata; Actinopteri; Centrarchiformes; Sinipercidae
Product: butyrophilin subfamily 3 member A2-like
Exons: 6
Coding region: 1059-2447 (462 amino acids)
Source: RefSeq, a predicted model, not a curated record